AGCGAUCUCAGCCUGUACACUGAUGCUUUCAAAAUAGCAGCUGUCACACAACCACGCUUUACAGCACAUCAGUGGAUUUCAGCACGUUUUCGUGAUCACUUGAAGCUUUGUACCCUCCACCACUCCCCAUGUCACAUUCAGCCCAGAGGUUUGGCUGUGCCACGGUCCAAGGCCUAGUUUGAUGCAGCACUGCCAUGUGACCUUGCCUGAGUUUUACUGAGAAAAUUGUUAAGCUAUGAGAAAGUACAUGAGCUAAAGCCGUGAAAGACAAGAAGGUAAAGUCACAGAAGUGUUGUUGGGAUGACAGUAGUUAGCUGGUGAAAGGUUCAAGAGAAAAGAUACAGAAAGAAAGAAAACCGGAAAAAAGAUAACUCAGUAAUGCUGAGGAUCAGCCCAUACCAACAAAUGGUAGAGACCAUUCCCCAGCAUAUUGAAAAUAUCCUGGCCAGCUAAGACUCAUCAGUUUUCUUAUCAGGAGUGAAAGGAAAAGGAGUUCGGGGCAGUCCCAGCCAGUCAGCUGGUCAGUCAGACUUCUAUCUUUAACACAGAGACAUAACAAUUUUUGCUUUGAAAGUUACAUGAAUCACAAAUCAUCCCUGUCAUGUGAAUCCAGACACAUCAUAGUUUGAAGAAAGAAAGGUGCCCCAAAUGAAGACGUUUGCCACAGAUGCGUGAAUUAUAAUACUGUUUGGAACUGAAAGACAACAAGGUUUUACCUUCUGGAGCAUAGAUUUCAUGGAUUCAAAUUCCAACACUGUGGUUGUAACUGGUUUUGGUCCCUUUAGACAAUACCUGGUUAAUUCUAGCUGGGAAGCAGUAAAGGAGCUGUCCAAGAGAGGCCUUGGUAAAAACAUAGACCUCCGUAUCAUGCAGCUGCCAGUGGUUUACCAAAAAGCAAAGGAGCAAGUCUUCAUGAUAUGGACAACUCUUCAGCCACUGCUUACUGUUCACGUUGGGCUGGCUUCAUCCGCCAAAGCAAUCAUCAUCCUUGAGCAGUGUGGGAAGAACAAAGGCUACCAAGAAGUGGAUGCUUGUGGUUUUCACCCAGAAGGUGGCUGUUGCAUGCUAGAUGGCCCGGAAAAGAUUGAAUCUACAAUUAAUAUGAAGACUCUCUGGAAAAACAUUUCAGUGGAAGGGAUUGAUAUAAUCUUUUCCAGAGAUGCGGGAAGGUAUAUCUGUGAUUACACCUACUACACGUCUCUGUACUAUGGCAGUGGAAGGGCAGCUUUCAUCCAUGUGCCCCCGUUAUCCAAAUCGGUAACAGCAGGCCUUCUAGGAAAAGCGUUGCAGACGAUGAUCUUAGAAAUGUUGAAACAGUGUGGGGAAGACAGACAGUAAGAUGGAUCGUAUAAGAAAAAAAAUGAGGAUUUCUUAGAAUGCAAUUCCUUACUCUCUUAAAUGAAGCAAAUUUUCUAAAGAGUAUUUAAAAACCUUGCAUGAAGGAUUUUAUAUUCCAUGUUACUUUCAGUGAAAUUUCCUUACGAAACCCAAACAACGGUUUAGAUCUCUCUGGUGUAAAAAGCUUGAGAGAAAAAACGAGUGAUUGGCAGUCUGUGUUGCUAACAAUGAUAAGGUUGCGUCAGAUUUAAGAAAGCGUGAAACUGAACUUAGAACAUUUUAGAUGCUUAAUCCUAGUUCUGAUGGUUAGAAAGACGUUAAUAAAGACUUGCUGAACCAAGACGGAUGCUUACAGCCGUAAGGAUGUUCAGCAUUGGACGCCUGUAACACAGGUCCCCCUCGGGCCCUGUCCAAUGCAGGGAGAUAGUUCAGCCAUACAAAGUGCCCACGUAAAAAAAUGUAAAUAUAAACACGUAGGGUUCCUGUUACGUGAAUUUUUAUAAUUCUCUUAGUGACCUUCUCUAAAUGCUGGUUUCUACAUCAGGAAUGGGCUGCGAACCCAGAGCGACUUGAAGGAACGUAAAUAACAAGCUGGAAUCCCGCAGGAAUGGUAACGCCGUUAGUAAUUUGGGUCUCAACUGCCCGCAAACACCACUUACCCAAACGCUCAGUGCCUGUCCCAGAGGAAAACGCUGUAGUCCUUCCACAGAGCACAGCACAAAGGCAACAGUCUUUCCGUAGAACAGCUCACGGCUGCUCAGGGACUUACGCCUCAGAAUCAAAAAGCUAACUUGUCCCAAGAAAGGCAAUCACUGUGUGCCUUUGCGUGCUGUGGCACGUGAUGUUAGUUACGAAACGGGAACCCAGCGACAUCCCAAAUUGUAAAACUUGGAAUCGGACAGUGACAGAUCACUUCUGUGCUUCCCCCCUGCCAAGCCAGGCUCCUCCACGUCUCAAACACAGCUACGUACAGAAGGACUGCGCCAUGAAAGCUGGGUAUGACAGAGGUUUACAGCACUCCCCCUGCAGCACGCAGGUAACGCCAGCGCACGCUCCCCUUGAUCAUCUUGCUAGCACCACGACAGACAAGGAGGAGAUAAAAUUAGCAGGUGUUUUUCAAAAACGGUCACUAGAACAGGGCAGCAGCAGCUUGAUGUGGACACCUGGGAUUUCUCCAGGGAAACAAAAGCCCGUUCCUCAAGCAUCACGUCAGUAAAAAGGACAGCAGACAAACCCAACAGCACGGACAGCUGAUGAAGCUUUGGGCCACCAUCGUGCCUUAUUUCAGUCAACAUCCAGAUGCCAAGAGUCGGAGCAACUGGAAAUGCCAAGAUAAUUCUAGUUUUCUUGCCACUGUCUUUUCCGACGACUGUUACAGAAAACUGAUAAGCACGUGCUGGCUGGCUGAAUGCCUCAUCUAUGGAUUGCCGAAAGGGCAAAUAAGCAGGUUUUCUUC
This is a messenger RNA of Pygoscelis adeliae (Adelie penguin), 2794 nucleotides long. Its product is annotated as pyroglutamyl-peptidase 1-like protein. Gene Ontology annotation, cellular component: cytosol. Gene Ontology annotation, molecular function: pyroglutamyl-peptidase activity. The coding region runs from base 736 to 1338 and encodes 200 amino acids. The record is from RefSeq and is a predicted model, not a curated record. The transcript has 6 exons. Gene Ontology annotation, biological process: proteolysis. Lineage: Eukaryota; Metazoa; Chordata; Aves; Sphenisciformes; Spheniscidae.